Spinacia oleracea (spinach) is the source of this 768-nucleotide messenger RNA. RefSeq lists its product as uncharacterized. The record is from RefSeq and is a predicted model, not a curated record. Lineage: Eukaryota; Viridiplantae; Streptophyta; Magnoliopsida; Caryophyllales; Amaranthaceae. The transcript has a single exon. The coding region runs from base 1 to 768 and encodes 255 amino acids.
AUGACUGAACAUGCUGAUAGUGUUGAUGAUGAAUUUAGGCCACCUGAUCCAAUUGAAAUGCAUCCUGUUUCUAGCCCUGUACAGAUUGAUCUUGAUGAUAUACAGGAUGAGGUGGAUUUUUGGAAUUCUUCCAUAAUAUGCUAUAUAAUUGGUGCUAAUCCCCCAAUACAUGUUAUGGAAGGGUUUAUUAGGAGAUUCUGGAAGAACUUUAAUGUUGAUAAGGUGGUGUUGGUGAAAAAGGGAAUCUACUUAGUGAGAUUUCUGACUAUGGACAUGAGAGACAAAGUCACUUCUGGCCAUUUUUUCUUUGACAGCAAACCUAUGAUAGUGAAACCUUGGAGUGUUGAUAUGGAUAUGGAGAAGGAAGAGAUCAAAUCUGUUCCCAUCUGGAUUCAGUUGAGUCUGAAUUUUAAGUAUUGGGGUGAAAAAUCUCUUUUCAAAAUUGUGAGUCAGUUAGGCAAACCAAUUAAGAGGGAUACAACCACUGUGAGUAGGGAUAAACUUCAGUAUGCUAGGGUGUUGGUUGAUAUGCCAAUCACACAAAAGCUUCCUGAUCAAGUUUCAUUUAUGAAUGAGCAUAGUGAGCUGGUUCAGGUACCUAUCACCUAUGAGUGGAGACCAACUGUUUGUGAUAAUUGCAAACUUGUUGGACAUUCAACCAUUGAGUGUAGGAAGGGGAACACUAAGAGAAUAUGGGUGCAGAAAAAACAACAAGUUCAGAAUCACACAGAAGUGGUGGCACCAGAGGUGGAUCAGGAGGGGUUUUAG